This is a messenger RNA of Medioppia subpectinata, 474 nucleotides long. NCBI's taxonomy places the organism in Eukaryota, Metazoa, Arthropoda, Arachnida, Sarcoptiformes, Oppiidae. The record is from the annotation of a GenBank genome assembly.
GGCAAUUUCUACAUAACAUUCCUGUUGGCGGGUUUGAUGGAACUUCCGGCACAACUCUUCACCCCUAUAUUCCUGCGAUAUAUCGGUCGACGAAAACUGUACGCAAUGUUUAUGAUAAUUACAGCCCUGUCUUGUGUGGCAGUGAUUCCCGCCCAGAGCUCAUGGCUUCGGGUAUUGUUUGCUUUGGUGAGCAAAUACGGGAUCAGCACCUCUUGGAAUGUACUCACUAUUCAUGGAUCAGAAAUCUAUCCGACAGUUAUCCGCAACACAGGAAUGGGCGUCGCGUCUGUUGUCGCUCGUAUCGGCUCUAUUAGCGCACCCUUUAUGGGAAAUCUGUAUCCGCCACUAAUAGGUACCGCUAUAGUUAAGCCAUUUGUAUCGCCGUAUCUGAAGAAUAUAUUCUGCAGAGAAGUGCUGCCAGUUUUGUGUGUCUUCAAGAAUACGACAUUAGUUUGCGAUUCACAUGAAUUGUAG